AAUCUCUUCUUCUCUAAAUAGAAGUGAAUCUAAUUUAAUUUUCAUCUUUAUCGUUAAAAAGUUAGAAUAUGGGGGAAAGAUAUAACAUUCACAGUCAGUUGGAACAUUUGCAAUCAAAGUACAUUGGGACAGGGCAUGCCGACACAACCAAAUUUGAGUGGCUUGUGAAUCAGCAUCGUGAUUCGUGCAGUUCUUAUAUGGGACAUUAUGAUCUAUUAAAUUUCUUCGCUAUUGCCGAAAACGAAGCGAAAGCCCGCGUUCGAUUCAACCUUAUGGAGAAAAUGUUACAGCCCUGCGGCCCGCCUCCAGAAAAGCCAGAAGAUUAAGUU
Molecule: messenger RNA, 329 nt
Organism: Frieseomelitta varia
Lineage: Eukaryota; Metazoa; Arthropoda; Insecta; Hymenoptera; Apidae
Gene: Sf3b5
Product: splicing factor 3B subunit 5
Exons: 2
Coding region: 69-326 (85 amino acids)
Biological process (GO): mRNA splicing, via spliceosome
Cellular component (GO): precatalytic spliceosome; U2 snRNP
Source: RefSeq, a predicted model, not a curated record